AUGGAAGAAACAUUUGUUCCUUUCCGUGGAAUCAAGAAAGAUCUUAAAGGAAGACUACUGUGCUACAAGCAAGACUGGACAGGUGGCAUCCGUGCGGGCAUCAGGAUACUGGCUCCAACAACAUAUAUAUUCUUUGCUUCAGCAAUCCCAGUUAUAUCUUUUGGGGAACAAUUAGAAAGAGACACAGAGGGGAGUCUCACUGCAGUUCAAACGCUAGCAUCAACGGCACUAUGUGGCAUCAUCCACUCUAUAGUUGGAGGACAGCCACUGCUUAUACUAGGUGUGGCUGAGCCAACAGUGCUAAUGUACACAUUUAUGUUCAAGUUUGCAAAAGAUCAAAAGGAUUUAGGACAACCCCUUUUCCUAGCCUGGUCCGGAUGGGUUUGCGUGUGGACGGCCCUUUUGCUGGUCUUGCUAUCCAUUCUUGGUGCCUGCUCCAUUAUCAAUAGAUUCACACGGGUGGCCGGGGAAUUGUUUGGUCUUCUAAUUGCAAUGCUCUUCAUGCAGCAGGCUAUUAAAGGAGUUGUGGAGGAGUUUGGUAUUCCAAAAAGUGAGGAUCCCAAUCAGCCUGCCUUUCAGCCUUCAUGGCGCUUUGGGAAUGGAAUGUUCGCACUCGUUCUGUCUUUCGGCCUUCUUAUUACUGCUUUGAAGAGCCGUAAAGCAAGGUCCUGGCGUUAUGGAACAGGGUGGUUACGGGGAUUCAUUGCUGAUUAUGGUGUUCCUUUUAUGGUGGUUGUUUGGACUGGUGUCUCAUACAUGCCAGUUAAUGAUGUCCCAAAAGGGAUACCAAGGCGGCUUUUCAGUCCGAAUCCAUGGUCUCCUGGUGCAUAUACAAACUGGACUGUUGCAAAGGAAAUGUUGAAUGUGCCUCCUGUAUAUAUUGUUGGAGCUUUUAUUCCAGCAACCAUGAUAGCAGUGCUUUACUAUUUUGAUCACAGUGUUGCAUCUCAGCUUGCGCAACAAAAAGAGUUUAACUUAAAGAAACCUUCUUCCUAUCAUUAUGAUCUCCUUCUUUUGGGUUUUCUGACCAUACUAUGUGGGCUAAUUGGCAUUCCUCCAGCCAAUGGAGUUAUUCCGCAAUCUCCAAUGCACACAAAGAGCUUAGCCACUCUAAAACAUCAGCUUCUACGAAGUAAACUUGUGGACACUGCUCGAAAAAGUAUAAGCAAGAAUUCAAACUUGAGUGAGCUGUAUGAGAACAUGCAACAGGCCUACAACGAAAUGCAGACUCCGCUUGUUUAUCAGAAUCCAUCAAGUCUGGGACUGAAAGAAUUAAAGGAAUCAACAAUAUUACAAGCCUCUAGUAGUGGUUACAUAAAUGCACCAGUUGACGAGACUAUCUUUGAUGUCGAAAAGGAUGUUGAUGAACUUUUGCACGUUGAAGUGAAGGAGCAACGACUUAGCAAUGUGCUACAAGCGUUAAUGGUUGGUGGGUGCGUCGCUGCUAUGCCCGUGCUUAAAAAGAUCCCAACUUCAGUUCUUUGGGGCUACUUUGCUUUUAUGGCCAUUGAAAGUUUGCCCGGCAAUCAAUUCUGGGAGCGGAUAUUAUUACUUUUCACUGCUCCAAGUCGAAGAUACAAGGUCUUGGAAGAUCAUCACGCUACAUUUGUAGAAACUGUACCUUUCAAGACGGUUGCUGCGUUCACAUUGUUUCAGACGGUUUACUUGCUUGCGUGUUUUGGCAUAACGUGGAUCCCAAUAGCCGGCGUUCUUUUCCCACUUUUGAUCAUGCUUCUUGUUCCUGCAAGGCAAUAUUUACUUCCAAAAUUCUUUAAAGGUGUCCAUCUUCAAGAUCUGGAUGCAGCUGAAUAUGAAGAAGCCUCAGCCACACCCUACAAUAUGUCCUUUGGUGAUGACAAUGCUCAUUCAAGAAACCCCCAAGUUGAUAGUGCAGAAGUUCUUGAUGGAAUUGUAACAAGAAGCCGAGGAGAGAUUCGCCACACUAGCAGUCUAAAGGUAACAAGUCUAACCCAAACUCCACUCGAAGAUAUGAAGCCUGUGUGUAGUCCCCGUCUCUCGCAAAGGGUUUACAGUCCACGUUUGACAGAGUUAAGGGUGGCCAAGAGCCCUAAAUCACCUGGAAAAGGGCUAGAAAUCAAGAAAACCCCCACCCCCAGUCUGCACCCAUCUAUCCUUGGUCAAACCAGUAAUGGCUCCUCUUCUUGUUAAGGUAAGCUAAUUGGUGCUAAGAGGUUGUGUGCUUGUGUUUUAAUCAUGGUUUUGUAGGAUCUCUGUUUCUUUGAAAUGUAUUGUGGAAAGAGUGUACAUUAUCUCUCCAUUAUCUGUUUUAUUAUAUGUAUGCAUAGGCUGGGCAGAAACCAUAUUAUCAAAUUUAUAAUGGAAUAAAAAG
Molecule: messenger RNA, 2350 nt
Organism: Cynara cardunculus var. scolymus (artichoke)
Lineage: Eukaryota; Viridiplantae; Streptophyta; Magnoliopsida; Asterales; Asteraceae
Product: probable boron transporter 2
Exons: 12
Coding region: 1-2169 (722 amino acids)
Biological process (GO): monoatomic anion transport; monoatomic ion homeostasis; transmembrane transport
Cellular component (GO): plasma membrane
Molecular function (GO): solute:inorganic anion antiporter activity
Source: RefSeq, a predicted model, not a curated record